Condylura cristata (star-nosed mole) is the source of this 2334-nucleotide messenger RNA. RefSeq names its product cholinergic receptor, nicotinic, beta 3 (neuronal) (gene CHRNB3). Gene Ontology annotation, biological process: monoatomic ion transmembrane transport; chemical synaptic transmission; signal transduction. The record is from RefSeq and is a predicted model, not a curated record. The coding region runs from base 219 to 1634 and encodes 471 amino acids. Gene Ontology annotation, molecular function: transmembrane signaling receptor activity; acetylcholine-gated monoatomic cation-selective channel activity. Lineage: Eukaryota; Metazoa; Chordata; Mammalia; Eulipotyphla; Talpidae. Gene Ontology annotation, cellular component: postsynaptic membrane; synapse; neuron projection. The transcript has 6 exons.
GCAAGAGAGUAAAUUAAUCAGUCAGGAGUUAGGACCCAGAGAUAUUUGUUAGACUUACAUGCUCUGACAGCUGACUGGAAAUCAAUGGAGUGUAUGUGCUUGAAGCAACAUCACCCUGGACGGAGACUGGCUCAGGACACUUCAGGUGUUCACUUGCCCCGUCUCGUCCACUUCAGACUUUGAAAACCUGCGUUUUCUUUUCAAGACUCCCCUUUCUGAUGAAAGGGAAUAAAUUAUCCACCAAAACUGACAUCAUGACCCUGGCAGGUUUUACUCUGGUAUGCAUCAUCCUUGGUGUCACGCACUCAGCUGCGGCAGGACUUAGUUCAAUAGCAGAAAAUGAAGAUGCCCUCCUCAGACACUUAUUCCAAGGCUAUCAGAAAUGGGUUCGCCCGGUAUUAAAUUCUAAUGAUACCAUAAAAGUAUAUUUUGGAUUGAAAAUAUCUCAGCUUGUAGAUGUGGAUGAAAAGAAUCAACUGAUGACAACAAAUGUGUGGCUGAAACAGGAAUGGACAGACCACAAACUACGCUGGAAUCCCCAUGAAUAUGGUGGAAUUCGUUCAAUAAAAGUUCCAUCCGAAUCUCUUUGGCUUCCUGACAUAGUUCUCUUUGAAAAUGCUGAUGGGCGUUUCGAAGGCUCCCUCAUGACCAAAGUCAUCGUGAAGUCCAACGGAACGGUCGUUUGGACCCCUCCCGCCAGGUAUAAAAGCUCCUGCACCAUGGACGUCACGUUUUUCCCAUUUGAUCGGCAAAACUGCUCCAUGAAGUUUGGAUCCUGGACUUACGACGGCACCAUGGUUGACCUCAUUUUGAUAAAUGAAAAUGUGGACAGAAAAGACUUCUUCGAUAAUGGAGAGUGGGAAAUACUAAACGCAAAAGGGACGAAGGGAAGUAGAAGAGAUGGAUUAUACUCAUACCCUUUCAUCACUUACUCCUUCGUCCUGCGUCGCCUGCCCCUGUUCUACACCCUCUUCCUGAUCAUCCCUUGCCUAGGGCUGUCUUUCCUGACGGUGUUGGUGUUCUAUUUACCUUCGGAUGAAGGAGAGAAGCUUUCCUUAUCAACGUCUGUUUUAGUUUCCCUUACGGUUUUUCUCUUAGUAAUUGAAGAAAUAAUUCCGUCGUCUUCCAAGGUCAUCCCUCUCAUUGGCGAGUACCUCUUGUUCAUUAUGAUUUUCGUUACCCUGUCGAUCAUUGUGACUGUGUUUGUCAUUAAUGUUCACCAUAGAUCUUCUUCAACUUACCAUCCCAUGGCCCCCUGGGUUAAGAGACUAUUUCUGCAAAAGCUUCCUAAAUUACUUUGCAUGAAAGACCACGUGGAUCGCUACUCUUUCUUAGAAAAAGAUGAGAGCAAACCUGUUGUGAAAGGUCAAGUUCUAGGAAAAAAGAAACAAAAACAGAUGAGUGAGGGAGAAAAGGUUUUAGUUGCUUUCUUGGAAAAAGCUGCUGAUUCCAUCAGAUACAUUUCACAGCAUGUGAAGAAGGAGCAUUUCAUCAGCCAGGUUGUACAAGAUUGGAAAUUCGUAGCUCAAGUUCUCGAUCGAAUCUUCCUGUGGCUCUUUCUCAUAGCGUCCAUUACAGGCUCUGCUCUGAUUUUUACCCCUGCUUUGAAGAUGUGGUUGCAUAGCUACUACUAGGAACAAUUCUUCAGAGCAAUGUAAAAUCCACACCAUAGAGGCAAAAUUACACCUUCUGACACCCAGCUUGUGUGUAUGCAAUGUAUCCUAAUACACCUGCUUAUUUGAAAGGGCCUAUCUCAUCCUUGGGGUAAUUGAACCUUGGUAACUGUGGGUUUGCCCAAGUUAAUUUGUGGUCGCCAUGAGAGUGAGUUGGACUUAAAUAAAGUAGAUUUUCCUCUGGCCUCUGCCUUGGUUUAUCUGGAUGUUGGAGGAAGAGUCAAACAGCCAAGCCUGGGUCGCAAGCCUGGAUGCAGCAGGACUGGUGCUGGAUGGUGGAGGAAUGUCCCCUGGAAGCUAGACAGAGGCCUGAUGAAGGAGGCCUAUCAAGAAUUCUAGAUUUCCAGAUAACUCUGGUGUGGGCUGGCUGCUUUUCCUGGUGUCUUUGGUGAUUGUGCCUGAGGUUCACACCAGGGCUGUGUCUUGUGCUUCUGUGGCAAAGUGGUUGAACAAAUCUCAACAGCUGUUUGAGAGGUCUAGUAAUAUGGCAGCAACUGGCACCACACACUUGUUACUGAAAAGAGUGCAAGAUUCUGCUGGUCAAUGAAAGUGUCCGCUGUACCCCAACCUUGACAUUCCUUAGAAAAUGGUCUCUCUGGGGCCUGCCUGGUGGCACAAGAGGUUAAGUCUCAGAACUAUGAAGCUAUCAGCAGCCACUGCA